UUUUAAAGAUGUGGUUCCUCAAUGAUUUAAAGAUGUGGUUCCUCAAUGAUAUGCGGAGUGCUGAUGAUAAUGUGUUAAGGCCUAAUUGGCAGCAAUACCAGCAAAUUAAUUGAACAAAUUUCAGAUACAAUGUGCAAUGUUUACCUUGUAAAGGCUGGCUCCACCAAUAUUUCUUGCAAAUAUGUUUAUUUACUCUUUAUAGCAAUGGAGCAUGCAGUUCUUUUGCUUUGCUUGUAUAUCAAUAUAUCAUGGAGUCCAAUAUGGACUGCUUGAUUGCAUCUUUGUAUAAACUACUUGUCAUCUUGCAAGGAUGACUCAUUAUGUACUUGGUGGCCUUCCACUGCAUUUUGCUUUUGUUGGAGAGCAUCAAUUACUGCUGUAUUUGAGUCUUUUUGUGGGCUGUGGCGAGGCUGAAUGUGGAAGCAGCAUGAGGUUGUAUUAGAUGGUGUUUUGACAGUUGCAGAAGAUCCCCAAGUAAGCUCUAUAUGCUAUUCAAUGUUUGAGGUGAUGAUAGUAUAAUCUAUAAAUACUAGCAUUUUUUAACCUUUUCAUUCAGUUUUGAUCUGUCAUGUAUACCUACAGUCAUUGUUGCCGGUACGACCAUUGGCAAUUUGCUUUGCAUCCUUUCUAAUGAUACAAAUUCAGCAGUCUAUUCAUUCAACCUUCUUCAAUCUAUUCAUUAUAAAGUGACAUGGUUAAUUCUGGGAAUACAGUUGGUUGUAGGUACUUUCAAUUUCUUGGUUUUCAGUUUUGAUCUAUUAUUAUGUAUCUUUUACGGCCAUUAUAGCACUUAUAUUAUUGGCAAUUUGUACCUUUUCUUAUGGUUUAUAGCAAUCUUUUACAGCCAUUAUAGCCGUUAUAUAACUACUACCAUUGGCAAUUUGUAUCUUUUACAGCCAUUAUAACCCUUAUAUGACUACCAUAACAUUUUUUUAAUUUUAUCAAUUUAUAAUUGUAAUUAUGUUGAAAUAUAGUUAUUUUGUUAUAACUUAUAAGCUUUUGUUGAUCCAUUGGUCUUUAGUUUCAAUCUACUAUGUAUCUUUUACAGCCAUUUUAGCUGUUAUGACUACAGUGACAUUUUUUUUUUUAUCAAUUUAUAAUUGCAGUUUUGUCGUAAUCUAGUUUUUUUUGUUAUAACUUAUAAGCUUUUGUUGAUCCACUAUUCUUCCUCAGUACUUAUAUUUCUUACCAGUAUCUUUUUUUUGUGCGAACUGUUUUUUUUUUUUUUUUUGACUGAAAGAGGUAGAUGUGUGAACUGUUGAAUCAGUGUUCGUUUGGGAAAAACUUAUUUAGCAUUUUGCUAAAAGUGUGUUUGCAUACAUGUACUAAAAAGCUUACAACUCUAGCCAAACAGACAUGAAAGUAUUAAUCUCAUUCUAUUUUUGUGUUGACAUUUCUAUUUUUUGCUUCAGCACUGUUAUUUAAUGAUUUAAAAAACAAACUAUUUUAAGCUAAAGUUUGUAAUUUUAUUUUUUCAUUGGUGCCAGUGGAUGAAUGUUUCACUAAUAAAAAAAUAUGCACAAAGGCACAAGACUGAAAAGGGCAAAUGGUUUCAAUUAAAAAAAAAAUCUAUUUGAAUUCAAUCACUGUAAAGUAGUUUGUGAUAGAUGACUGAGAUUUCAUAAGAAUCCUUUAAUUUUAUAAAUAUUUUUUAUAAUUAGAUUUCAUGAGAAUGGUAGUUUGUGAUAGAUGAUAUUUUAAAUUUUAAAUUGGAUUAUUAUGUUCUGUUUGUCAAGAUGGAAUGUAAUUAUACCUUGUAAAGACUUGUUUGCUACCUUUCAAGUCGCAUGAAAGGCUAAUGAAUAAAUUAGCUGCUAACAUAUGGCUGGUUGUUUUCUGGUUUUUUGAAGUUUUCAUUUGGUGGAGUAAGGUUGGAUUGGUGGUACCUUUCAUUUUUUUGCUCUAGGGGAGGAAAAUAGAUUACAGUUUCUGUUCACAAAGCAGUCAUGUAAUUUUAUAAUUUAUGGGUUAACGGAGUUUUGUAUUGAGAAUUCUCGUUUUGCUUAUAUGUAGUUGUGAUGAAAGUUUGGAGGGGGAGGGGAUGAAUGUGGGGAGUAAGAAUGGCUGUCUUUUGCAAUGUAUUUAUUUGAAGGUGGGUUGGAGACUUGGACCAACACCAUUAACAUAGGUUGGUUGUCAAUUAUUUAAUUCAUACAUUCAAACGAAUAAAGCAGUCUGCCUCUUUAUUUAAUUACCUUCAGCCUUUCAUAUAGGUUCCUUCCCUUGGAUAAAAAAUUGGUCUCCCACAAUUUUUUUUGGUUGGGAGUUCUUUCAAAUUUAUGACUUGGGAGUUAGUUGCCAAUGGGGGUUUGUCUCAGUUGGUAAGGACCCACCUAGGUUCGAGUCUAGUUGCUAGUAGGAGUCCGUUGGUGGGCAUCCACACGGGUUGGCCCUUGAGCUUUUAACCUUAGCGCCCUGCCUGGGGGUUGACAUAACCUAGCUAACCCCUAUUUUCUUUUACCCAAAAAUAAAAAAAUUGGAGUUAGUUACUCAUAAGACACUGUGAACCCCAAAAUCUAAAACAUAUUUGUUUUCAACACACCCUUCAUUCCAAAAUGCCUUCUUGCCACCACUCUCCCCAUUUUACUCUCCAAUUCAGUCCAUGCCUUAUUGAUAGCAUGUUUUGUGAACCGUCAGUAAUUAGGACUCAUGGAACUUUGAAUUGAAGCGAGAUGACCAUGACCAUUCUCCUUAUCACACUUAAAUAGAAAAAUGCGCAUAUAUUGGUAUUGUCUUCAACAUCGAUUAUUAUUGGAUUUGGGUUGAGGAGUUGACUGAAGAAGGAUAUUGAAGCUAACACCAGACUGAAGGAAAAUAGAACAAUUUUUGGCGAAUUGGAGGAGAUAAUCCUAUGGUGGGGCUCAAAUUAAAACAAUUAUUGUGCUUAAAAUUGACUAGGUUCAUUUCGUUGUUGGUGGUGGUUUUUUGUUUCUGCUAAGUGUGGAUUCUAUGGGCUGAUGGGUAGCCGUAGGUAGUGGGUAGGUAUGGGUGUUGGUUGUAACUUUGUGAUAGUUUUGGGUGGGAAAACACUUCAGUUGUGACUUGACUUUGAAUUGCUAUAUUAGUGACUCUCUACAGCGGGAGAUGGAACCUUGGAUGUAUUUUGAAAACACCUAGAGGUGAGUUAAUUGUGAUAUAAGAUUCUGACUCUUUUUUCAUAUUUUAAGUUCCUAAAUAAAGGAAUGAUUAGUUUUGGAAGUAAUGGUUUACCCUUUUCACCCAUAGCAAAUUAUAAGUGCUAGGUUGUUGCAAGUUGUUAUUGGUAGGUAAAAAAGUAAUUUUAGUAGUAUAUUUUUAUUCAGAUCAAUGACAAUUAUUAUCUAUGAUUUGUUUUGAAAAUGUUAUUGAAGUAUCACUUUCUUGGUUAUUAAAUAAUUUAAUGGGGAUAAGGCUCUUUGGCUCUUCUUUCACAUUUAAGUACGUAAAAAGGAAUGAUUUAUGUUAGGAAUUUAUGUUUUAGCUUUUACAAAAAAAAAAACUUAGUUCAGGUAGAGUUUGAUGACUGAACAUGAGAUGGGGUUCAAUUCUUGCCUAUAUCCUAUGGUGGAGCCAAAGCAUUUUUCGGGGUCAAGCUAAAUAUAAAAAAGUUAUUUAGUAGCUAUCUACACCCAAUGGCAGAGCCAAAAAUAUUUUUGGGGGUCAAGUUAAAUAUAAAAGAAUUAUUUAGAGCUAUCUAAAACCCAAAUAAUUACACAAAUGUAUAAAACUUGUGUUAAUGACUAAUUCAAAAGGAUUUGGGAGUUAAAAGGUCUAAAUUCUAAAAUUUUUGGGGGGCUAAUAAUUAUAUAUAUAUAUUUUUUAUAAUUUGUGCCUUUUUUUAUCAUUUGAAAAAAAAAAUAUAUAUAUAUAUAAAAAGAUAAGUUACUAUUUAAGAAUAGUUUCAGUAGCGCUCUUUCCAAAAUUCUAGUUUGCUUUCGGUGGAAAGGAAUUUUCAAUUUCAGUAUAGUUUCAGUAGCGCUCUUUCCAAAAUUCUAGUUUGCUUUCGGUGGAAAAGAAUUUUCAAUUUCAGUAAAAGCAUUUAUGUUACUAUUUAUGAAUAGUUUUAGUAGUGUCCUUCUUCCAAAUUUCUAGUUUGCUUUCGGUGAAAAAGAAUUUUCAAUUUCAGUAAAAGCAUUUAUGUUACUAUUUAUGAAUAGUUUUAGCAGUGUCCUUUCCAAGAUUCUCGAAUAGUAACUAUUGGAACUAUUUAUGAAUGGUAACUUUAUAUAUAAAUAACAGAUAGUGAAAUGCUUUUACGAAGGUGAAAACUCUUUUCCACCAAAAGCAAACGAAAAUCCAGAAAAGGACACUGCUGAAACUAUUCCUGAAUAGUAACUUAUUUAUAUAUAUAUAUAUAUAUAUACAAGUUAUUAAAAGCAUUUCACUAUCUGUUAUAUAUGGACAAGUUACUAUUUAUAAAUAAUAAAAGCAUUUCAACAUCUGUUAUAUAUAUAGAUAAGUUACUAUUCAUGAAUAAUUCUAGUAGUGUCCUUUCUAGGAUUCCCGUUUGCUUUUAGUGGAAAAAUGUUUUCAUCUUUUGUAAAAGCAUUUAACCAUCCGUAAUUAUCGGCAAUCUGAGAAGGAUCCAAAGCUCUCUCUUGUCUAUUUAAGGAAGAAAAAGCUCCAUUUUGAAGUAGGUCCUUAAAGAGAGCCCACUCCUCAUAAAUUACAAGAGUUUAUUCCCUUCUUACAGAAUCCCUUUGUAAUCUUGUAUUAGGAACAUUCCUAUUCUUGUAGUUAGAUGGCCUCACCCACUCCUCAAAAAUUAGAAGAGCUUCUCCUUGACCUAAUAGAAAAGGUGGAAGACCCAGUUGUUAAGGUUCAGUACCUUACCAAGUUUCAGAAAAUCUUAGUUAGAGAGACCGAAGAACCCAAACCCAAGUCCUUUAAAUCUCAAGUCAACCUACAGGAAAUCCUCAAUAGGUUUACCAAAGUUGAGAAGGAAGUUACGGUUAGCGACCUUCAACAUGAAAUCAAGGAAAUUAAAUCUGAGGUUAGAACCCUUAAAGAAGAAGUUAGAAAACUUGGUCAAGCCCUAACCAUUCUUAGGAUUGAUCAUAACUUCCUUGAUCAGAAAAUGAAGCAUCAGGAUAAUACUUCUCAUCAGGGCAAUGAUGAGGCAGGUCCCUCGUACCAAAAUCCUUUAGAUGAUGAAGAAGUAGAGAACAUCUUUGAUGAGUCAGCCAACCUUAGUCUUCAAACUAAGGACAAAACAGCUAGGAUACAUGACCAGUUAUUUAACCUCAAGUGUCCUACCCUAAGUGACUUCAGAUGGUAUAAAGAUGUCUUCAUCACCAGAGUCAUGCUCAGAGACGAUUGUAACUCUCCACUUUGGAAGGAGAAGUUUAUCAAUGGUCUACCCAGUCUUUUCGCCUAUAAGAUUCUGCUAACCCUUAGCAGUCCUUCAGGAGUCAUAGAUUAUGACAACUUGACCUAUGGAGAUAUAUCUACUGUCAUCCACAGGGAAUGCCAAAAGAUGUGCAAUGAUAUAGAGAUUAGCAGAAAAGCCAAGUACGAUGCAAGUAGCUUUUGUACCCAAUAUGAUUUACCUCCCAUAGCCCCAUCAAAGAGAAAGUCUAGAAGGAGACCAAAACAACAUUUCUGACUUCCUUACCGUGAAUUCUUGCAAAAUCACUUAACAGUCUUCCCCCAGCAGAUUAGAUGCAAGGUUUUUACAAUACGGUUUUUUAUACAUGAAAACCGGGUAUAUAGGAAAUAUGAGAGAACCGCUUGAAUUGACCUGAAAAGCCGGUCCAACCGUAAGACGCCGGUGAAAUUUGAUUUUCCGAUCUGAAAUUCUGGCAUGGAUCUGAAGUGAAAAAAAAGAAAGAGAGAAACUGAUGAAGAAGAUCCGAAGAUGAAGCAAGAAAUUUAAGGAGCACCGAUUGAUGGCAAGAUGAGAUUAAAAAGAAAUUAGAUGAGCGCAGUUGCAGGCGUGACUCGUGAGGAGGAAGAAGAGGGGAGGACUGUAGGAGUACUGAAUCUGAACUUGAAGGCUAAUGAUGGAUGGUACUGAUCAGAGCCUUUCCGGUAGUAUAUUUUUGCCGAUCAUCCCGAAUUUUCCUCUCCUCCUUCUUCUCAGCAACACUUGACCAGAAGCUAGAAUAACUCCUCAGAUUUUUUUUUCUUUGUUCCUUGUUUCUUGAGUGACUAUAGUAAUCACUUGUAUUUCAUGUUUUUGUUCAGUGUGCUGCACUGUUUCGCUGACAACACCACUACCCACAUGACCUCGUGAAGCCCAAUGAAGUAAUUAGAGUGAUUUGACUAUUUUUAAACUUUACU
This is a messenger RNA of Quercus lobata, 6261 nucleotides long. RefSeq lists its product as uncharacterized. The transcript has a single exon. The record is from RefSeq and is a predicted model, not a curated record. Bases 4721 to 5584 code for a protein of 287 amino acids. Lineage: Eukaryota; Viridiplantae; Streptophyta; Magnoliopsida; Fagales; Fagaceae.